AUGAAUACAGUGAAAUGCUUGAUUACUACAGCAGCCAGCAAAGGUUGGGAUUUGUUCCAACUUGAUGUAAAUAAUGCGUUUUUACAUGGAUAUUUGAAAGAAGAAGUCUAUAUGAAGGUUCCCGAGGAUUUGAUAAUCCUGUCUAAAAAUGAUUAUAGUCUCUUCAUCAAGAGAAGAAAUGAUCUGAUUUGUGUGGCAGCAGUCUAUGUGGAUGAUAUCAUCCUUACAGGAACUAAUUUUGAAGCUAUGGAGUGUCUUAAGACUGAACUGCAUAACUUGUUCAGCAUCAAAGACCUAGGAAAAUUUAAUUAUUUUCUGGGAAUUGAGGUUGUCUAUUCCGAUGCUGGCAUUCUGUUAAGUCAGAAAAAGUUUACAAGGGAGUUAAUUCAUGAUUGUUGUUUGCCCUUGAAGAAUAGAGUUGUCACACCUCUUCCUCUUGGUUUAAAAUUACAGCAACAACAACCUUAUACCUCACAUUUACAGGCUCUCAUACACACUCUGAGUUAUGUAGCUCAGACAGAAGGUCAAGGCAUCUUGCUCAAAGCUUUGCCGGAAAUCUCUUUACAUGCCUUUUCUGAUUCAGAUUGGGCAAGCUGUGCAGACACCAGGAAAUCUAUUACUGGUUAUGUAUUGCUUCUUGGCAAAUCACCAAUUGCUUGGAAAUCCAAGAAACAAAGUCUGGUGUCUAAAUCAUCUGUUGAGGCAGAAUAUUGA
Molecule: messenger RNA, 714 nt
Organism: Chenopodium quinoa (quinoa)
Lineage: Eukaryota; Viridiplantae; Streptophyta; Magnoliopsida; Caryophyllales; Amaranthaceae
Exons: 3
Coding region: 1-714 (237 amino acids)
Source: RefSeq, a predicted model, not a curated record